AUGCCACCCAAACUCCCACCCACAACGAACGCUAGCGCAGACGACUCGGCCGAACACAUACUCCGUAUGAGAACGACGGUCUUCGAUCACUUCCGGGAAACGGUACUGCAGGAUGCGGCAAGAGCUGUAGCCCACAGCCUCUUCAAGAGCGAUGAAUGGGUCUUUAGGACGAAAGAACACAAGCAGCGAGCGGAGAAGAUCGCGGAAAACCUCAAGGAGAACAAAACAAACGCUGCAGAAGUCUUACGACGCACCUAUUCCGCGGACAGAGACCUACCCUAUAGAGCGAUCAGGGUCAGAUAUGUCGGCAGCAUCGACCCAGAAAUUGCUACCGACCCAGGAAAGUGCCGCUCAUACCCCGUCGUCCACUUCCUCACCCCGCUCUUCGACACCAGUCUCCAUGAGCUGAGGAAUCCUACUUGGACGUUCAACACCGCUCACACCCUCGCCCUUCAGCUAAGCAAGACCGUCGCGCUGUUCCCAAAGCACGCGCCAUACCUGCUGAAAGACCACAAGCUACUCAUGUUUGCGCGACUAUUCCUCAUAGGCGAUGAGAUCGCAGCGUUGUUGGAGACAGUCGGUAUUGAAGUGGGAGAUAACUGGCACGAGCAUACACGGUAUGAGUUCCUAUGGACAUACUGCGGUGAUUGGGAGAAAUGGUCGCUUGAUUGCGUUGAGCGCACUUACUUGGCGACUCGUAAUGAGAUUCGCUGGUACGUAGAAAGCGACGUUGAUAAGGAUGGGAACGUUAUCGUGGCAGCGCCGGAGGAUACAAGCAAUGGCAAAGAUAGUGAUGGGAAUGAUGGCGGGAAUGAGCAGGCUGAGAACGACGAGUAUCUCGAGUUGGAGGACUGA
This is a messenger RNA of Alternaria arbusti, 855 nucleotides long. RefSeq lists its product as uncharacterized. The coding region runs from base 1 to 855 and encodes 284 amino acids. Lineage: Eukaryota; Fungi; Ascomycota; Dothideomycetes; Pleosporales; Pleosporaceae. The transcript is spliced from 2 exons. The record is from RefSeq and is a predicted model, not a curated record.